This is a messenger RNA of Sphaeramia orbicularis (orbiculate cardinalfish), 7902 nucleotides long. RefSeq names its product intersectin 1 (SH3 domain protein) (gene itsn1). Gene Ontology annotation, molecular function: calcium ion binding; guanyl-nucleotide exchange factor activity; protein binding. NCBI's taxonomy places the organism in Eukaryota, Metazoa, Chordata, Actinopteri, Kurtiformes, Apogonidae. The record is from RefSeq and is a predicted model, not a curated record. The coding region runs from base 198 to 5561 and encodes 1787 amino acids. Gene Ontology annotation, biological process: positive regulation of Rho protein signal transduction; intracellular signal transduction. The transcript is spliced from 47 exons.
CCAACUGCUCCUCAGUCGGUCGGGAUUUCAGAACACGGGAGAAUCACCGGAAAGGGUUUUGUGGUUAAACGGCACUAUUUGGGAGGAGAUACUACAUUAUAUGGUUACAUAAACGCACAAAGAGGUAUCCUGUCAAAAAUUUUACCAUGGAAAUUGAACUAUGAGGUGUUGUGUAGCUGCAGAAGACUGAGUGAACCAUGGCACAGUUCCCCACCACAUUCACAGGUCCAGAUGUGUUUCUGAUCUCAGUGGAUGAGAGAGCCAAACAUGAUCAGCAGUUUCACAGCCUCUCUCCAACUGCCGGGGGUUACAUCACAGGCGACCAAGCCAGGAACUUUUUCCUUCAGUCAGGACUGCCCCCUCCCAUCCUGGCCCAAAUCUGGGCUUUGGCUGACAUGAACAGUGAUGGUCGCAUGGAUAUUCACGAGUUUUCUAUUGCGAUGAAACUAAUCAAGCUGAAACUCCAGGGUCACCCUUUGCCCCCCUCACUUCCACCCAGUAUGAAACAGCCCCCGCUGCCUUUGCCUCCACAGGCUGGCUUUGGCAUGCCCCCCAUGGCUCCCAUCCCAACUCCUCUGCCAGGCGUGCCCCCUCUCCCCCUGCCUCCUCUCCCUGUCGGGGUGUCUCCCCCACUCGUCUCGUCGGCCCCACCACCGCUGCCCCAACCCAUUGCAAACGGAGCUCCUCCCACAGGCAUGAUGCAGCCCAUCUCCAGCUUCUCACACCCAGCAUCCUCUGUCAACAAGUCAUCUUCGUUUAACCGUUCAAGCACCAAACUGCAGAAAGGACCAUCCUUUGAUGCUUCUAGUAGUCAGCCCACUUCGACUCAGGCUGACUGGGCUGUUCCACAGUCAUCCAGACUGAAGUAUAGACAGCUUUUUAACUCCCAUGACAAGAUGAUGAGUGGACAUCUCACCGGUCCCCAGGCUCGCACCAUCCUGAUGCAGUCCAGUCUUCCUCAGAGCCAGCUUGCCACGAUAUGGAGUCUAUCAGAUAUCGACCAGGAUGGAAAGUUAACAGCUGAGGAGUUUAUCUUAGCCAUGCAUCUCAUAGAUAUGGCUAUGUCAGGUUUACCGUUACCCCCUGUGUUACCACCAGAAUACCUCCCACCAACAUUCAGGCGUGUGCGUAGUGACAGUGUUCAGUCGGACCAAAAGAGCGUCCAGGAGGAAACUGAGGAGGAGACAGAGAGCAGUCAGGAAAAGAAACUACCAGUGACAUUUGAGGAUAAGAAGAGGGAAAAUUUUGAGCGGGGGAACCUGGAGCUGGAGAAGAGACGGCAGGCCUUGCAGGAGCAGCAGAGGAAAGAGCAGGAGAGGCUGGCAGCGCUGGAGAGAGAGGAGCAGGAAAGAAAGGAGCGUGAGCGCCUGGAACAGGAGAGGAGACGACAGCAGGAACUAGAAAAACAGCUGGAAAAACAGAGAGAGUUAGAGAGGCAGAGAGAGGAGGAGAGACGUAAAGAGAUCGAAAGAAGAGAGGCUGCUAAGAGGGAGUUAGAGCGGCAACGUCAGUUGGAGUGGGAGCGGCAGCGUCGCCAGGAACUUUUGACUCAGAGAAACCGAGAGCAGGAGAGUAUAGUUCUGCUCAAAGCCAGGAAGAAGACCCUGGAGUUUGAACUGGAGGCGCUGAAUGACAAGAAGACUCAGCUGGAGGGUAAACUGAAGGAUGUUCGAUUUCGACUCUCAGCUCAGCGAAGAGAAGUGGAACAGACCAAUCAGACCAGAGAGACACGCAUUGCUGAAAUCACCCUGCUCCAACAGCAGCUGCAGGACUCUCAGCAGUGGCUGGGGAGGCUAAUUCCUGAUAAACAGAGUCUCAAUGACCAGCUAAAACAGGUUCAGCAGAACAGCCUGCAUCGUGACAGUCUGUCGUCCCUGCAGAAGGCUGUGGAACAGAAAGAGAGCAGCAGACAGCAGCUCAGAGAGCAGCUGGAUGCUGUGGAGAGAGAAACCAGAGCCAAACUGCUUGAAAUAGACGCUUUCAACACUCAGCUGAAGUCUCUGUGUGAGUUCUAUGCCAACCACUGUGCCAGGAUAGAAGCCCUGCGACGCCAGCUUCAGGAGGAACAGAGAGGGAGACAGGAGCUGAGGGAAAUCCACAGCCGGCAGCAGAGACUGAAACAGAAGGAACUGGAAGGAGAUGCACUGACACACUCUCACAUUCACACGCCAAGUGAGAGAAAGUCAGCUGAACUGCAGGAGAGCAGGUUGUCAUCAGAUGAAGGUGUAGCUUGGAGGGAUGAAACGGGAAGCUCUGUCCCUAAAGCACCUAGCCCCGCCUCCAGCACCGGGCCCCACGCCUGGCUGAACAGAGUCACUCAGGAAGAAGAGGACAGGAAAAGAAGAGGGAUGGAGGAAGACGAAGAGGGACGAAAGGGAGCAGGAGCAAUGGAAGACAAAGAAGACGAGGGGAGAGGCAAGAAGGACAUGCAUGAGAAACUGACCAAACUGUUCAGCCAACCGGCCGAUCCCUGGGCCUCAGCAGCAGUAGAAAAGGGUCCAGUGCCUAAUCUGUUUGACCAGAAAGCAUCAGUGAGCAGCUUUGACCAACAGCAGCCGGUGAAGGUGGUCUACUACAGGGCACUUUACCCCUUUGACGCUCGCAGCCAUGAUGAAAUCAGUAUCACACCAGGAGAUGUAAUCAUGGUGAAGGGGGAAUGGGUGGAUGAGUCCCAGACGGGCGAACCUGGCUGGCUGGGAGGUGAGCUCAGAGGACGAACUGGUUGGUUUCCAGCCAAUUAUGCGGAACGGAUACCCGACAGUGAAGCACCAAUCAGUUUGCGUGCCACAGCCUCAGCCACACCCACCGCAGCCCAGCAGCCAAUGACCACACCUCCCCCAGCUCCUGGGCACACAUCCUCCUCAACAUCCUCCGCCAACAGCAACUGGGCUGAUUUCAGCACCACAUGGCCCUCAAACACAGCCAGCCAAUCAGACAGCGAGGGAUGGGAUGCAUGGCCAACUUCUUCAGCCAGUCAGAAUCCUUCUCUAAGUGUUCCCUCUGCACAGUUACGACAACGCUCUGCCUUUACACCUGCCACUAUGACGACAGGCUCCUCCCCUUCUCCUGUGCUGGGACAGGGAGAAAAAGUUGAAGGUCUUCAAGCUCAAGCCUUGUAUCCCUGGAGAGCAAAGAAAGACAACCACCUCAACUUCAAUAAAAAUGAGAUAAUAACAGUGUUGGAACAGCAGGACAUGUGGUGGUUAGGUGAACUACAGACCGGACAGAGAGGCUGGUUCCCCAAAAGUUACGUCAAGCUCAUCUCUGCCACUAUGACGGCCCCCACUGGUGCCACAGCCCGCAGCAAAAACACGAGUGAGUCUGGAGUAACAGACAGCCCACCCAAUGGAAAGAGACCCUCCCCUUCACCAACCAAACCCUCUGAGUCUGGAGAAGAGUACAUCGCCAUGUACACCUACGAGAGCAGCGAACAGGGGGAUCUGAGUUUCCAACAAGGAGAUAUUGUCAUGGUGACGAGAAAAGAAGGAGACUGGUGGACGGGUAUGGUCGGAGGCAAGACCGGUGUCUUCCCAUCCAAUUACGUCAAACCACGAGACUCGGCAUCAGAGUCCUUGGGUCCGGCGGGGAAGACAGGCAGCCUUGGAAAGAAACCAGAGAUUGCUCAGGUCAUCGCCCCCUACAGCGCAACUGGAGCAGAGCAGCUGACGUUAGCUCCAGGACAGCUCAUCCUCAUCAGGAAAAAGAACCCAGGGGGCUGGUGGGAGGGCGAGCUACAGGCCCGGGGCAAAAAGCGCCAGAUAGGUUGGUUUCCAGCCAAUUAUGUAAAGCUGCUCAGUCCCAGCACCAGCAAGACCACGCCCACAGAGCCCACCCCUCCUAAACUGGCUCCUGCUAGCACAGCUCUGUGUCAGGUGAUCGGCAUGUAUGACUACGUGGCCCAGAAUGAUGACGAGCUGGCUUUUCAGAAGGGUCAGGUGAUCACAGUGCUCAACAAGGACGACUGUGAUUGGUGGAAAGGAGAGCUGAACGGGAGGGAGGGUCUGUUCCCAAGCAACUAUGUCAAACUCACCACAGAUACGGAUCCAAGCACGCAGUGGUGCGCUGACCUUCACCUGCUUGACAUGCUGAGUCCCAUGGAGAGGAAAAGGCAGGGGUACAUCCACGAGCUCAUCGUCACCGAGGAGAACUAUGUCAACGACCUGCAGCUCGUCACAGAGAUCUUUCACAAACCUCUGCUGGAGUGCGAACUGCUCACAGAGAAAGAAGUGGCCAUGAUCUUCGUCAACUGGAAGGAGCUCAUCAUGUGCAACAUCAAACUGCUCAAGGCUCUGAGGGUGAGGAAGAAGAUGUCCGGUGACCGGAUGCCAGUGAAGAUGAUCGGUGACAUCUUGACCAAUCAGCUUCCUCACAUGCAGCCGUACAUCAGAUUCUGCUCGUGUCAGCUGAACGGAGCCACACUCAUUCAACAGAAAACUGACGACAACCCUGAGAUUAAAGACUUUCUCAAGAGGUUAGCCAUGGAUCCCAGGUGUAAAGGAAUGCCGCUGUCCAGUUUCCUGCUCAAACCCAUGCAGAGAGUCACACGCUACCCACUCAUUAUCAAAAAUAUCUUAGAAAAUACUCCUGAGUCACAUCCAGACCACAGUCAUCUGAAAGCUGCUCUGGAGAAAGCUGAGGAGUUGUGUUCACAGGUGAAUGAAGGCGUCAGGGAGAAGGAGAACUCCGAUCGACUGGAGUGGAUUCAGGCUCAUGUCCAGUGUGAAGGCCUGUCUGAGCAACUGGUGUUUAACUCUGUCACCAACUGUCUGGGUCCCAGGAAGUUCCUCCACAGUGGGAAACUGUUCAAAGCUAAAAGCAGUAAAGAGCUCUACGGUUUCCUGUUCAACGACUUCCUGCUGCUCACACAGGUGACCAAACCUCUGGGCUCCUCUGGUUCAGACAAAGUCUUCUCUUCCAAAACACACCUGCAGUAUCGCAUGUAUAAGACGCCAAUCUUCUUAAAUGAGGUAUUAGUGAAGCUGCCAACAGACCCGUCAGGAGAUGAACCUCUGUUCCACAUCUCUCAUAUAGACAGAGUUUACACACUUAGAGCUGAGAGCAUUAAUGAAAGGACGGCGUGGGUUCAGAAAAUAAAGGCAGCUUCCGAACUCUUCAUCGAGACGGAGAAGAAGAAGCGAGAGAAGGCAUAUCUCGUGCGGUCUCAGAGGGCUACAGGCAUCGGCAGACUGAUGGUCAACAUUGUGGAGGGGAUUGAGCUCAAACCUUGUCGCUCCCAUGGAAAAAGUAACCCAUACUGUGAGGUGACCAUGGGCUCUCAGUGCCAUAUCACAAAAACGUUACAGGACACGUUGAAUCCUAAGUGGAACUCCAAUUGCCAGUUUUUUAUAAAAGACCUGGAACAGGACGUCCUCUGUGUCACUGUGUUUGAACGAGACCAGUUCUCACCUGACGACUUCCUGGGCAGGACGGAGAUCCGGUUGGCUGAAAUAAAAAAGGACCAGGGUUCUAAAGGACCAAUCACGAAGCGGUUGCUGCUCCACGAGGUUCCCACAGGAGAGAUCGUUGUCAGGCUGGAUCUCCAGCUCUUUGAAGAACCAUAAAAACCUGGACACGACAGACUGGACUAGAAAGCAGAGUUUCUGAGAGACCGGGUAUGGGUCUGACAGUGGGACUGGAUUAGUCUGGACUGGGAGAUGUUACUGGUCUGGUCAGUUUCAUGGUACUGAAAGACUUUACAUCAAAGGGAGGUGGUACGGUCAAGUCCAUUUGUAUUCAUGUGCAAAGCAAAAACAGGAAGGUGUUUGCGAAUUUAAACAAAUCCUUAAUCAAUCAUGUAGUCCUGUAAGCCAAUCAAAUGUCUUGCUAUGUGGGAAAAAAAGUCCAGGACACGCCCCUUUACACGGAUCUACUACAAAAUUUAAUGACUUCAUCGUAGGUGCUUCACAUACUCAUCUACCAACGUUCAUUAAAACUGUUCCAGUGCUCUUUUUUUUUUUUCGUAAACCUGCUAACACACACUUUUACACAAAUUUUAUUAUAAAAACAACUGAAACCACACUGCUUCUGCAAUAACUUAUUAAAACUGAUUGAAACGCUGAACAUUUCUGUCAUCUAUUUGGUGAGAAUAACAAUAAAUAGUAGCUCAAAUUCACCUUUUAACCAACUACCACUGAAUCACAUUAUAAUGAAAACUUGUUUUAGCAAAAUUUGCAUAAAAAAAAAACUGCAUAGCACUCAGUUAUUGUGACAAUAAUCCCUUUGCAGUUUUGACUGAGUGUUUAUUUCCUGCCUGAAACCAUGUCUGCAGGUCUUGACUGACACUCAGGCUGCAAAUUUCUUCAAACACAGUUCUGCCUUAAAUGUUUGGCAUUAAAAAUGCUGCAUUUUCUUCUUCCAUUGGAAUUUUUCUCAUCAAAAAUUGGUUCACUAAAGCAUAUCAAUAUGAGGCACAAAUCUGGAAAUACAACAUGUAUAAUGGUACAGAUGUUAUAAUAUAUUGCAAGCAUUGUAAGCAAAGCAAUAUGUGUUUUGUAUAUGAUUUUUUUUUAUAAGAUCUAUCUAGUUUUAUAAAAAAAACUGCCAUAGUAUAAAGAAUACACAACGCAGUUCUGUCUGUAUAAAAAAGUAACACUACAUUUUUAUACUGUCAGAACAGGGGGAUCAGUCACUUUAGCAUUUACCAUCAUAACACAAUCAAACUAAAAAAAAAAUUAGAACUGAUCACUUGUAGGAUUCCACAUUUUUGAGACUCUAAACAGUCUCACAAUAUAGAACAUCACAAUACUCAAAUGUACUGAUAUUUUCUACUUUAAAAAUGAAAUAAACCACUCUAGAACUAAAUUCUGCCUCCUGCUACCUGUUCCAGUCCAGUCUAAUCCAGUCCAGUUUACCCUUGUCCACUGUCAGUCCAGUCCGGUUCAGUAUUGAGUCCAGUCCAGUCCUUUUGGAGAUUCGCCGGGUCUUUGCUGUUUUCUCUCCCUCUGCUUCUUCUGACAGUCUCAUAGACACUCCAGCACCAACCCCGGCCCUCCCAUUUAGUCCCAACAAACCCAGACCUGUUUGUGUGUCUGUGUGCGUGACUGUGUGAGUGUUAAGGUGGACAAGCUAAUUAAAGGUACACUUAAUUUUUUAAGUUAUUUCCAGACUCCACUCUUCAGGCGGUACCGUAUGUAAAGAGACCUUGACAUUUAGAUUUUUGCCUGUUUUGAUCUUCACUGAAAACUUGCCAUGUUCUUUCAGAAAGUGCUACAUUAUGUACAGGUUUAAUGACAAGUGCUUACGUUUGCUAAAUAAGCUAAAAGAAAAAAAAAUAUAGAAAGAUAUUAAUCCAUUAUAUGACAAGUGUCCAGUGUACAUAACUUACAGACAAAUUAAAUGUGUCAGGGUCCCUUUUACACAUAUGAAUUAUAUUAAUGCUGGUGAAAAACAACAGAAAUAUAUAUACAACACAUGAAACAGGUACGACAGCUAAUCUAAGUUGAGGUACUGUACAAAAAGAAUGUCUUAAUUUUUAUUAUGUUUGUCAGUUUGAUACACAUAAGUCUUAUUUUUAGUUUUUUUUUUGGUUAUGUCAAAGCUGUGUAGAGCUGUCUCAGUGGUCGUCACUAUGCAGGGGUGCAAGGUACUACAGAAAUGUCUUCAUAGGAAUGAGGAGGGGGCCCAGACUCGGUGGUGGUGGUGGUACUCUGACCAGCACUAACCCAGGUCGGUUUACAAAUAAUAUAAAUGCGUGUCGGCACUCCCAGCACUUUUUAUUAAAAAAAAUAAUGCUGUAUUUGGAGCAGAGGAGGAUACCAGUUGAGUGAGUUCUGUUACUAAGAGGCCAUUUUGUCUGAGUUGGGAAUUUAACCUAAAGGAACGCAAUAAAAGAAUAUUUUUUAGGUAACAAAUACCCUCAGUACAGUCCUGCUGACCUUAAAUAUAGUCUACAUCGCAAAAACA